Pundamilia nyererei is the source of this 3291-nucleotide messenger RNA. It is a transcript of the gene ctnna1, whose product is annotated as catenin (cadherin-associated protein), alpha 1. The record is from RefSeq and is a predicted model, not a curated record. Gene Ontology annotation, molecular function: beta-catenin binding; cadherin binding; actin filament binding. Gene Ontology annotation, cellular component: catenin complex; adherens junction. Gene Ontology annotation, biological process: cell-cell adhesion; cell migration. The coding region runs from base 98 to 1867 and encodes 589 amino acids. The transcript is spliced from 12 exons. Lineage: Eukaryota; Metazoa; Chordata; Actinopteri; Cichliformes; Cichlidae.
GAAACAAAUCAUUGUGGACCCCCUGGCGUUCAGCGAGGAGCGCUUCCGCCCUUCCCUGGAGGAGCGCCUUGAGAGCAUCAUCAGUGGUGCUGCCCUCAUGGCUGACUCUUCAUGCACACGUGAUGACCGCAGGGAGCGCAUUGUGGCCGAAUGCAAUUCUGUGCGCCAGGCUCUCCAGGACCUUCUGUCUGAGUAUAUGGGCAAUGCGGGAAGAAAGGACAGAAGCGAUGCUCUGAACACUGCCAUUGAUAGAAUGACAAAGAAGACUAGAGACCUUCGCAGACAGCUGCGCAAAGCUGUGAUGGACCAUGUCUCCGACUCUUUCCUGGAGACUAAUGUUCCCCUCCUGGUCCUCAUUGAAGCUGCUAAGAAUGGCAAUGAGAAAGAAGUUAAGGAAUAUGCUCAGGUGUUCCGUGAGCAUGCCAACAAACUGAUUGAGGUGGCAAAUCUGGCAUGCUCCAUUUCCAACAAUGAGGAAGGGGUAAAGCUGGUCCGUAUGGCUGCAUCUCAACUGGAAAGUCUUUGCCCCCAGGUGAUUAAUGCAGCGUUAGCCCUCGCUGCAAAGCCCAACAGUAAGGUGGCCCAGGACAAUAUGGAUUUGUUCAAGGAGCAGUGGGAGAAGCAGGUUCGUGUCCUCACUGAUGCUGUCGAUGACAUAACCUCCAUUGAUGACUUCCUUUGUGUGUCUGAGAACCACAUCCUGGAGGAUGUGAAUAAGUGUGUCAUUGCUUUGCAAGAGAAAGAUGUUGAUGGUUUGGACCGUACCGCCGGGGCUAUUCGAGGCCGUGCUGCCAGAGUUGUCCAUGUGGUUACUUCAGAGAUGGACAAUUAUGAACCUGGAGUCUACACAGAGAAGGUUUUGGAGGCAACAAAGCUCCUUACUGAUACAGUCAUGCCACGGUUUACAGAGCAAGUGGAGUCUGCAGUGGAAGCCUUGAGUGCAAACCCCUCACAGCCUGUGGAUGAGAACGAAUUCAUUGAUGCAUCGCGCCUGGUGUAUGAUGGCAUUCGUGACAUCCGUAAGGCUGUCCUCAUGAUCAGAACUCCAGAGGAAUUGGAUGACUCUGACUUUGAGACUGAAGACUUUGAUGUUCGCAGCAGGACCAGUGUGCAGACAGAGGAUGACCAGCUUAUUGCUGGCCAAAGUGCACGGGCUAUCAUGGCUCAGUUGCCCCAGGAGCAGAAGGCAAAGAUUGCUGAGCAGGUGGCCAGCUUCCAGGAAGAGAAGAGCAAGCUGGAUGCAGAGGUAUCCAAGUGGGACGACAGUGGCAAUGACAUCAUUGUGUUGGCCAAGCAGAUGUGCAUGAUCAUGAUGGAGAUGACAGACUUCACCAGGGGAAAAGGGCCGCUGAAGAAUACGUCUGAUGUCAUUAGCGCUGCCAAGAAAAUUGCUGAGGCAGGAUCAAGAAUGGACAAGCUGGGCCGCACCAUCGCUGACCAUUGUCCUGACUCCAGCUGUAAGCAGGACCUGCACGCCUACCUGCAGCGUAUUGCCUUGUAUUGCCACCAGCUUAACAUCUGCAGUAAAGUCAAGGCCGAAGUUCAGAACCUGGGAGGAGAGCUGGUUGUCUCUGGGUUGGACAGCGCCAUGUCACUCAUUCAAGCAGCAAAGAACCUGAUGAAUGCCGUGGUGUCCACUGUCAAGGCGUCGUAUGUGGCGUCUACCAAGUACCAGAAGAACAAGGGCAUGGAGGCACUCAAUAUGCCCGCUGUUUCCUGGAAGAUGAAAGCUCCUGAGAAGAAGCCUCUGGUGAAAAGAGAGAAGCAGGAUGAUGGCCAGACCAACAGAGUCAAGAGAUCUUCUCAAAGGAAGCACGUGAACCCUGUGCAGGCUUUGAGUGAAUUCAAAGCUAUGGAUAGCAUCUAGACCCCUGACCUCCAACCCCACACAUUUAUUGUUUAAAAAUAACAAAGGAUUUUGACCAAUGAGUUUUUCUAUAGAUUGAGCAUGUCACACUAUCAAAGAGAGAAGCUUUUAGCAUAUUUCUUCUAUCUUUCCAUAGACCGCUUGUCUGUUUGACCCAAUAUAUUCCUCCACUGCCUCAUUUUUAUUCCACCAGCUCAAAUGUACUCUUGUCUAGUUAUCAAGUGUCUAUUCUUCAGAAAGGGAAAUCAACUGGACAAAGUUAUUCAGUAGGUGAAUUUAAUGGAUAUGGGCUUGUGGUUAUUUUGUAUCCUAACCAGUUUCAGAAUAAAACUGUGGGGUCUCCAGGGUGUAAGGCUUGAUUACGGCAAAAUGCGUUCUGUACUGCAGAUAUCAGCUAUGCAAAAUUUCAACUGCCUUAUUUUUACCUUUAGGCAUAACUGCAGUUAAUUUGGAUGUGGGAGUCUAACUGGUAGGAUUUAAACAUGUUUUGGUUCAGCCAAGUCGAGAUAUUUCCAUGUGUGCCUGCGUUUUUCUUUAUGCCAUUAUGUAUUUUGUUAUGACACUAUAAAAAAAAAAAAAAUCAGACCAACUUUAAACUUUAUUGUCAGCACCGUACAAUUUGACCCAUUUGUACCCCUUGAUUGUCAAAGGAUAUUUUCCUUUUAAUUUAACCAUCUCAAAUUGUAUUUGAAUGAGUUUUAUUGUUGUUACUGUUAUUGUAUUGUCUUCAGAAACCAAAGGUGACGGUUUAUUCUUACCCUUCUCUUUUGCUACAUAACUGAUCUACUUGUGUGAACCUACACUUUAAGGCACAGGUCUCCAGCAGUUGAGUCAAACUUUGUUAAUUAGCAAUAACUCCUCUGUGUUUAAGAGAAGCCAGUGGGCUAAAGAAUGAAUACACAGUUGUUGGUACUGUCCAAAGCCCACAAGCUUUCAUUAGCUGUCAAUGAGACCCAAACACCACUACAUUCUCAACAUGUCCAAACUGAGGGAUCAAUGUUUUUCUCUUCACAUCUUAGAAGUUGGCAAGGUAUGGAAAUUAUUAUCUGCCUCUUAACUCUUAUUGUAUUGCUUGUCCUUUAUAUAUAAAAUCUUAAUUAGUUUAAUGCACAGUCUUUAAGAAAACACACAAACUGCUUGUUAGACUUUACAGAGUUGAAAUAAAAGCAGAAGUUGUUAGCAGCGUGGUUUGCAGACAUGUAUGGUGGUGCAUUGGUUUGCAGCAAGGCUUUUAAAUGUCGUUUUUGUUAUUUAGGGUUUUUUUUCCCUCCCUACUGUUAACCUUUUGCUGUAUUUGAGUCUUGAGUUGAUAUCAAACUACAUUGCUGUGGAUUGUUUUGUUAUUGAGAGCUGACGUAUUAGUGGACACUUGAUAAAUUUAAUGUGUCUGCUUUAUAUCUUAAUAAACUUUAAAGUGAAUCUAA